Molecule: messenger RNA, 5583 nt
Organism: Plasmodium fragile
Lineage: Eukaryota; Apicomplexa; Aconoidasida; Haemosporida; Plasmodiidae
Exons: 2
Coding region: 1-5583 (1860 amino acids)
Biological process (GO): regulation of DNA-templated transcription
Molecular function (GO): DNA-binding transcription factor activity
Source: RefSeq, a predicted model, not a curated record
AUGGUGUCGCCAAUGUUCUCCCUAAGAAGUAGUUCUAACAGUAGCCGGAAACAACCCAGUGUGGUGGAUGGAAAAGGAACGAAACCCACCAGCGGAAAGGAGGGGACUGAACAGGAGGAAGAUGACCAAGUAAAGAAUUUGUACAAUGAAAAUUCAUUAACGAACGUAGAAAGUUACUUGAAUUAUGCACAGCAAGAGGUACAAGUUUAUCCAAUCAGCAGAACUACCACCCCACAUCAAAUCAACAUUGGAAGCAUGGAAAGUGUACAUCAGGAUGAUGGGACCUUUAAUCCUAUUGAGAAAUCUUCAACACUGUUAUCUCAUGGUGAGGAGGAGCAAUGCAAACUUAUAAACGAGAAUGACGAUGGGAAUGAGGACGGGGUGGUGAGGAGACAGACCAGAAGUGUCAACAGUAAUAAGUACCCUCUUAGUUGUGAUCAGAGGGACGAAGCGGAGAUUGCGUUCGAUUCCGGAGUUACAGAAUCGGGUCUAAAUGAAAAGAGACAGAAGUAUCCAAGGAACGAGGCCCUACAGGGUGUGUCCGCUCCACAGGAUGGUAGCGGCAGUUUGAGGAAUAAUGUUAGCCACGGUAGUGGUGACCGUGAGGAUAGGGAGCAGUGUGCCCCUAAUUGUGAAAAGGAGGGACUCGCUGAGGGAAGGGCGAUCGAGGAAGAAUGUGAGGAGGAAGAGCAGGUCGAAGUGGAUGCCGAGGCGGAUGUCGAAGCGGACGAGGCUGAAGACGAAGACGAACUGGGCAUGUCGCCCCUCGAGCAGAAUAAUAGAGUGGAGGCAGUAAAUGCACGGUCGUAUUUAGAAGAGCCACGCGUCCAUAACGGAACGGCGGCCUCAUACGACGAAGGGAAACCACACGAUGGCGAGUCCAAUUUGGGUGAGGACAGUGGAGACGCCUACCAAGGUAGGAACGAAAUGUGCAAGGAUGAAGAAUUGAAGGAAAGGUUCGAAGAGUCGUUAAUCAGUGACAGCUGUGUAUACAGCAAAGAUGAGGAAGGGAAGUCAGAGCAUUCCCUUUUUAAGGAAGAACAUGAAAUGGAUAAUCACCUUGAUGAUAAAUUUAACGAUGAGGUGCAAUUGAAAAACGAAAUGCAAAUGAAGAAUGAGAAAAGUGAAGGAAACAGUAACGAGCAUUUUAAAAAUUCAUUAAUAAAAGAUAUGUUAAUGCAGAAGGAGAGUGCUACUGAACAUUCUUCUCCCCCCAUUGACCAGAAUAAGACACUUGCCCUUAUAGAUAACCUCCUUAGUAUUAAAGGGGAGGAGGGGGUGAACAAUCAGUUUGAGAAAUUAUUUGCAGAGGAGAGCAGAGACGUGGUUAGCAAUGGCUAUGUCGCUGUGCCCAUUGCGAAUGAAUCCACGGCGUGUGGAAACCCAUGUGGAGGGGUCGCUGUAGCAAGGGGCAUGCAGACAUAUGUGAAUGUUGCUGUUACCGGUGCUGCUACUGCUGUUGGGAAGAGUGGCUGCAUGAGCCAUAGGGAAACCCCUGUUAAUGUGUGCGUAGGGAAUAGCGCCGUGGGAAACAACCUCGUUGGCAAUAACCUCAUGGGAGGAACACUCGUUGGAAGUAACAUGGUUGGAAGUAGUAAUAUGGUCGGAAGUAAUAUGGUUGCAUGUACCUCCUAUGACAACCAUGGUAGCGGAGGAAUACACGAUGGCUACGCCAUGGCCAGUAAGGAAGCCCUAAAUAAAAGUGAAAGUAUAAGGAAGUCCAAAAUAAUCUGCCUGAGCUAUCUACGUAUAUUGAAACGAUUAACCUCCAUCUGGAGUGAAACGAACAAAUCCUUCGAAUACCAUUUUGUGAAUAUUCUGAACAAUGUUGACAUGAACAACUUGGAUCUAUACCUCUGCUGUUUUUCAAAUAUAAAAGUAUCUGCAGCGAAAAGUUUGUUUCUUGAAUCGAUUGUGGAAUGCAUUGAAGAGCUGGAAAUUAUAAAGAAGUUAAAAAGCGUUCAGGGAAAGGAGGAGAGCAAUAUAUAUGACACAAGUACUUCCUUUAGUUCUUCUUCCUCCAGUGGAAACAAAAAUGGGAAGAGUGAAAUGUUAAAACAAAUCAUGGAUGAAGUGGAGAAUAAUUUGUCUAAAGAAAUUGUCGACGAGAUGCAUGACUUGUCCUUGAGAAAUCCCUACUUUAGCAGCACCUACCAUGGGAACAACAGUGUGAGUAAUGUUAUAUCAUCCGUGUCUCCUCAUGUGGCGGAUGGAGAGGCUAGCGUACUGUCCCUCUACAGCUGUGGGCAUAAGAAGGUUGGUGGUAACCACAACGUGUGUAACGGUUCGAGUGGAAACGUCGAUUUGAAAAGGGAGAAGGAUUUCCUAACUUGCGGAGGUAGUAGGAGUCAGUGCGGUGUGUCGGCUGCCUGUGCAGGUGGAGCAACCACCGGUGCUGUCGGAACAACUUCUUCCGGGGGGGGAAGCUUCCCCAGUUACGCGUGCAACUCGCAUGGCAACCACUUCGCCUGCUCCAGCGCUCACCCAUUGAACUGCUCCAUUGGGCACAUGCACAACAACUGCAUAGGUACCAGCACAACAAGCAUAAACGGUAACAAUAAGGUAAACCCACUGAGCAAUAACUACAGCACAAAUAUGAUGGGCUUGGUUGGAAAUAAUAACCCUCUAAGUUAUAGUAACAGCUUCGCUGCCACUUCCAACUCGAGCAAGAAGAAAUGCAGCUACUCGGAUGAAAAUAUUUUGAACAAAUUAAACGUCAGCAUAGACUAUAACUCGUACAACGACUACAGCAACAAUUAUAUUCAGGAGGCCGAGAAGGUAGUGGAAAAAUAUAAGAAUUUGAGUAAGCUCAAUUCGAAGGAGAGUGAAAAUAUGUAUAGUACGUGCAGCCAGUCUACUGUGCAGGACGUGGGUAAUGCUAAUGUGAAUGCCUAUUUGCACUUUAAAUCAUUUUUGGCGGAGUAUGCGAAUAUGCACAAGGGAGGUGAUGCAGAGAACAACAAGUUGAAGGACGUAGACUUGACCCCCAGUGACUUGAGCUUUUUGCGCUAUCUCUGCGCGCAUCUAUGCGGAUCCGGCGGAUGGGAGGAUAAUGGACCCAACGAUGUAUACUGUCAUGAGAAGGACAUGAAGGAUGUGAAGAGCUUCUACGACAAGCUGAAGCUGGACUCAAGCAGCAAUAACGACAUGGACAAAUUUUUACAAGAGUACAAACUUAGUGAGGAGGACAACUUUGAUGAGAAGGAGUACUAUAGCAAAUACGGACGAAGUGGAAACAAAGGAGGCAUUCUAAACGGAUGUGAUAAUAAUACGAAUUGUUCAUCGAACACUUUCCAGAACAUACUGAGGAAGAGAAAGUUGAGGGACACGUCUCCUGCGCACCACCAUCACAAUCAUCACCCUAUGCAGAAAUGCAAUGGAACGGGUGUAGGUGGGAAUGCAAGCGGGGUCACUGAUCUGAAUGGAAACGGUGGAGGUGGAGUGAACGCGAACGGAGCGGGUCUGGGGGGCUAUGACUUGAACUACCUCCUGUGCAAUACGAAUUUGUUGAAGAAGUUGAAGUUUAAUUUGUUAGAGGAAAAGAAGGGUGCACAUGUGAGCGGCCUUGGCGGUAGCGGAGGAGAAGCCAGCUUGCUUGGAGUGAUCGACUUGUUGAAGAAGGACUCCAACGAGUACUCCGUGGACGAAAACAGCGGCCCGCACAUGAAUACGAGAAAAAGCUUCGCUAACAAGAAUAACGCCAUGAAUAAUGUGAAAAACUACAAGGAAAUUUUGAACCUGUCGCAGGAAAUUUUUAGCAAGAAGAGAGCCACUGGAGGAGGUGCAACCGGAUCGACCUCAACGUACAAAAAUGGAAACGACCGCGAUAGAGAUCGCGACUCUGACAUGUUCCACCACAACCAUCACUACCCCUCCCUGAAUCAUCCAUCUCUCCCACAUCACCACAUAAACCCUACCGCAUUGUAUGACUUUAUAAUGAACACAAAUAAUGGCACCAGCGGAUUUUUGGAAAAUUCCCUGCACCAAUCCAGAAGCCUCCUUAUGAAAAGCCAAAAUGGAAACAAUAGAAAUGACAGUAGUAACCUGCAUGAGAAUGGAAAGGGGAACCAGAGUAACAACAGUGGUAAUAACAAUAAUGGCACCAUGAAUAUGAACGGAGGAUACAAUGUGAAUGGAAGUGCCACGAGUAAUGCGACUCCGAGCGGGUUGCAGAAGAAGAGGAGUUACGAUUUCAGUGCCGAUUAUAAUUCCAAGAUGAGUGCCAAUGACUCGGAGUUGUCACUAAGUAAUAAUGAUAAUAGUAGUGAGCUCCUUUUGAGUAGUGGCAAAAUGGACGGUGGGGGUUCUUGUGGGGCUGGUGGUUUGAGCAGUGCUGUGACUGCAGGUGGGGCACACGGAAGUAUGAGCCCUUACAAACAUAGCAAGAGUGAAAAUGGAAAGGGAGUUGGAAUGAAUAACUCUUCAAGUGGUGGAAAUAAAAAUAUAAAAAAUAUGAAAAGCUCUUCUACCAUGACGUCCGUCCCAUCAACAACUUAUGGCAUUGGGGGCAAGUUGAAGUAUGAAAUGCCUGUAGGUGUAAAUCCAAAUGAUGAUAAAGUGAAGGGAGUUUAUUUUUCCAAAUCUCCUAGAGGAGUUGGUAAAUGGAAUGCUUAUUUUCAAAUAGCCAAUAAUAAGAGGCUCUUUACCAGCUUUAGUGUAAGCAAGUACGGAUAUAACGAAGCCAGAAAAUUGUCCAUACUGAAGAGAACCGAGUGGGAAAAGGAGUAUAGGCACCACACCGAUAUGAAGAACGCAGAUUUGAAAAAGGGGAAGAAGAAGUCCAGUCAUCAGCAGCAGGAGCAGCACACACAGCAACAGACGCAGCAGUCGCAGCAGCAACACCAGCAUGGUGUUAAUGGUAGCCUCGUAAAGAGUAGUGCUAAAAAUGUAUCAAGGGGAAAUAAUAACCAUUCGGUAAAUUCCAACAGCGAAGAGUCCAUAUCGUAUGGGAAGGAAAAUAGACUCCAUGAGGAUAGCAGUUUAAUGUACUCGAAUGAUGAUGAGGAGGGCUGCUUGAUUGGCAACAAACUGGCUGUAGAUAUUUCGAGCGAGUUGAAUGAUGUGAACGAUUUUAACGAUUCGCAUAUUUUAACUGGUGGGGGUGGAAGGAAAGUGAACAAGUUAAACAUGUCCGCCAGUGGGAAUAAUGGUAACGGGGCAGGAGUAGGUUGUGUUGCUAGUUCUGGUAUGACGCCAGGAGAAUGCAUCAAGGAGGACGACAAUAUAGACUUCUUCAUCGAGUGUACGAAAAACGAUAACGACGCGUUUAACUCCAUGGAUCUUCUGCGUUCAAGUUUGAAUGGCGGGGCGGCAGAUGACAGUAAUGAUAAUGGGGAUGGGAGAAGCGCCCUCAACGGGAAUGGAGCAAAUUUUUCCCUAAAUUCGCCCGCGGACUCCUAUGGCAGCGGGGCAGAAAAUAACAGCGGCAACGGCAAGCAGUCCAUGAACUCCUCCAGGGGAAUGUCCAACUCGAUUGGGUUGCCCAACAAGUACAUCCGCAAUUUGGAAUUUCCCACAAUCGACUCCCACACGGUGAGCAACUUUUUGGAGGCCGUCACGGACGAGCAGAAAAUUUCUUCCUAG